Babesia ovata is the source of this 1329-nucleotide messenger RNA. Its product is annotated as signal peptide containing protein, putative. Bases 1 to 1329 code for a protein of 442 amino acids. The transcript has a single exon. The record is from RefSeq and is a predicted model, not a curated record. Lineage: Eukaryota; Apicomplexa; Aconoidasida; Piroplasmida; Babesiidae.
AUGAGGAUAUUCAUCGCCGUUCUCGUCUGGCUCGCAGAGGUGCACUGGAGAAUCGCAACUGCUGUGACACUCCGAGGUGACUUCCCGCGCAGCCGCCAAAACAGCCUGUUAGAGGUUGGAGUAACUAGGUGGGAAUCAACUGCAGACUCUGUGUCUGACAAAAAGGCUCCAUCAUCCAACGCAAAACUUGAGCUCAGCGAUCUCAAGGACAAUGUGGAUUUUCACAUGAACCACCUCAGUGAUGCGCUUAAGGAGAAGCUCAGUAACGCAAUGGAAGUAGUCGAUCCUGCAGAAAUGGAACGACUCAAGGAGGCGUGCGACAAGGUCGAAAACAAAAUCAGGGAGCUACAGGCCACCAUCAAGAGCAAGUGUGACGACUUGGAGGAAAGCGUGAACGAUCAAACUGGAGCGCACAAAAACGCCGAAAUAUAUGAUGCUGUAGAGGCCGCAAAACAACGUCUCAAGAUUUUUGUCGACGAUGGGAUCAAGGAGAUCGAGGAGCAGUUGAACAAGCUUUCUGUAGAGUUCGCCAUUCCAGAAUCUGAAAAUUCUAAUAAAACACAUGAAGGUGAAACACACGUUGACAGCGAUGGUAAUCAAGACAAGGGGCACGAAGACGACACAACAGGGGACGAAGGCACAACAGAAACAUCUAAUGCACAGAAGCCCGUGCGGAACAGCUUGGUCCAACUCAGUGGAGAUAACACAGACAAAGUGUCCGGAAGGCGAUUAACCAAAAGACAAAAGUCAAAUGACAUCACAAACUCAGGUGAACACAGGAGGAAGCAACAAGUUCAUUCUGGAGGCAGUCAACGGCGUGUUCCCAAGCCCAAGGCCAGUGAAGGCAGCAAGGAUGAAGCAAUAACUGGCGCUACCAACGAUGGGAUUAAAAGGCAAUCGAAUAUAUUAAAAGCGAAAAAACAAAGUUCAAACAAAAUCAAUGGUGAAGCAAAUGGCAUCAAAGAUGACGAACGCAGCCAUGCCGCCCAAGAAUCACAAGCCACGGAUGAUGAAACAGGCAAAACCGCUCUAGAGCAGGCCAGAAUGGAGCGCAAUGAUGCUCUUGUUGAGUCGGAUAACACUCCUAUGGCACAGGGCAAAGACGGUGAAAAGAACAUCAACCAGCGCAAACCAGAAGCAUCGGAGAACACCGUCGCAGCGACAACGACGCCCAACUCGGAGACAGAACAAACUUCUAAGCUCGCCAAAGUACCGCCUACAGCUAUCACAAGAACAGUGGAGCAGUAUCUGCAGACCCUGAACUCGGAAGCAGAAAAACUCAUCAGCGAUAUUCAGUCGGGGUUACUACAUAGGACUAAGACUUAUUAG